Messenger RNA from Tetrahymena thermophila SB210, 2787 nucleotides. RefSeq names its product peptidase M1 family protein. The transcript is spliced from 5 exons. Lineage: Eukaryota; Ciliophora; Oligohymenophorea; Hymenostomatida; Tetrahymenidae. Gene Ontology annotation, cellular component: cytoplasm. The record is from RefSeq and is a predicted model, not a curated record. Gene Ontology annotation, biological process: peptide catabolic process; proteolysis. Gene Ontology annotation, molecular function: metalloaminopeptidase activity; zinc ion binding; peptide binding.
AUGGAAAAUUAGAGUAAUAAAAAUAGGGCAUGUCUCAAAUAGAAAUAUGCAGAGUUAAGGAGCUAAUUAGUUAAAAAUGUUUCUUACAAUUUACACUUCAUUUUUUUUGAAAAUUAACGCACUUUUGAUGGUUUAAUAAAAAUAAAUUUUGAUUUUGAUUUAAGCAAAAACUAAACAAAGAUCGAUGAAAAUAGUUAAAUUGAUUAUAUUCUUCUAGAUUAUGCUGGAAAAUCGAUUUCCUAAAUAGUUAUUAAUGGCAAAGAGAUUAUCAUGCAGCAAGAUAUGUGGCAUGAUAAUUUUAUUAAAAUAAAUAUAGAUCAGCUGAAAAUGUAGUAGAAUGUGGUAGAAAUAAUUUUUUAAGGAAAUUUUCACAACGAUGGACUAGGAAUUAGAUAAGUUACUCACCCUGUUAAAAAUAAUUAUUAAAAUAACACUUUAAUUUAUACACUUUUUCCUACUAAUAAUGCUCAUAGGGUAUUUCCAUGCUUUGAUUAGCCUGAUAUAAAAGCUAAAUUUUCUUUGCUUAUCGAUGCUCCUCAAACUUGGACAGUAAUUUCAAUUUAAAUGGAGAAUUUCCAAGGAUACGUAGAUGCCUAUUCAAAAUAAUCAAUGGAUUCAAAAGUAGUACUUUCUCGUUGGUAUUUUGAAUAAACUCCCCUAAUCAGCACCUAUCUUUUUUCGUUUGUAAUGGGAGAUCUUUCUAAAGUAGAAAGAGACAUAUAAUAUGGUCAAAACAAAGCUUAAAAUAUUAAGUUGAGAUUAUUUUCAAGAGCUUAAGUAGGGUAAAUAUUAGAAAAUUAAAUGGAAGAAAUCUCUUUUAUAAUUUAGCAUGGACUGACUUUCUUCGAAAAUUUCUUUUAAACACCUUAUCCUUUUUCAAAUUAAAAAUAUGACUAAGUCUUUUGCCCACAAUUUCAUUAUGCUGGAAUGGAAAACCCAGGACUAGUCUGCUUCACUGAAAAUUAUCUUAUUACUGAAUAAAAAUCAACUAAUAUUCACACUACAAGAGCUUCAAGUAUACUUCAUGAACUUUCACAUAUGUGGUUUGGAAAUCUAGUUACUAUGAAAUGGUGGAAUGAUAUAUGGUUAAAUGAGAGCUUUGCUACUUACAUUAGCUAUUUGUGUUUGUCAGAAGUCGAUGAGUUUAGGACAAAAUACAUGAAUCCUUGGAUCAAAUUCUGUGAAUAUAAAAGUAAUGGAUUUAACCAAGAUUCAAAGCUGAGCACUCAUUCAAUAGCUUAAGAAAUAGAAUCUACUGAUGUCUCUAUGGAAAUAUAUGAUAGUAUUACAUACUCUAAAGGAGCAGGAAUAAUAAAGCAAUUGGUUUUUUUAAUUGGACUACCAUCAUUCUAAUCUUUCUUGCACUUAUAUUUUUAACGCUAUUAGUGGUAAAAUGCAAGCAUGCAUGAUUUUUUCUCAAUGAUACAAUUAGUUUUAAAACAAGAUAAAAAAUUUGAGAAUUUUAAUAUAGAGAUGUGGAUAGAUUAAUACAUAUGUAAGCCUAGUUUUAAUGUGAUUUCAUUUAAAUAAGAUAUUUUGUAAAAUACUAUUACCUUCUUCCAAAAGCCAUACCAUGAAAAAAAUCAUCCUUAUCUUAGAUUUCAAUCCUUCAAAGUUAGACUAUAUAAUUAGCCUUUAUUUACUGGAGAUUACGAAGAUAUGGAUGUAUUUUUUUCUUCCGAAUAAGUAGUGAUGCACGUUGAUUUUAAUAAAAAAUAAUCUGUCAGGAAUGGUUAUUCUAAUUAGAAUUCUACAAAUAAUUAAUUAAAAUGUGUUCUAAUAAAUUAUGAAGAUCACAGUUAUAUUUAAUUUGAGUUAGAUGACUUUUCUAGAUUUAAUUUUUUAAGCAAUUUUUGUUCAAUAGAUGAUGAAUUAACUCAAAUUAUUCUUCUGUAACAUUUUAGUAAUGAAGUUUAACUAGGAAAAUUAGCAAUACAGUAAUUUAUAUAAAGCUUUUUAGCUAUACUUGAUAAAGCACAUAAUAGUGAGAAUAUUUUUGUUUAGACUAUAGAGUCAAUGUACAAUUUGAUUGAAAUGUUGCCAAAUUCAAUAUAAAAAAUUGAAUCUGAGAAGGUCUUUUAUCAUUUAUUGUCGAAAAUAGAGAAUAUUGAACUUUCUCCAAUGAUAGUUACUGCAAUCAUAGAUAAAAUAUCAUGGUUUGGUUCUUCAAUUAAGGCACAGGAAAUCAUGAAAAGCUGGAUUAUGAAUUAAUAUGAACCUUUGAAAAAGUAAAGAUGGAAUAAUUAUGUUUUAAUUUAAACGAUUGAGAACAUAUUUUAGAAUAGAUACUUUACUAAAGAAGAAAGAAAUUAUUUUAUCAAUUAAAGACUCAAAUCAGGAAUUACUUACAGAUAAUUUUGUGAAAUUUGCGAAUACGAAUUUAAUGAGCUCAUGGAGAUUUGGAAUAAAUUUUAAUCUAAGUCCUAUCAGGAUUAGACUGCGAUUUAUGAAAUAUCUCUUUAAAUGAGAGCAUUUAACAAUCCUGCUAAUCAGUAAAUUUAAGAGUUUCUCUCAGAAGCUUUCUUCUAAGUUUUAGAAAAAAUUUUUAAUGAAGCAAAUUCUGAAUAUGCUAAAAAAUUCUAUCAAAAGCUUUUCCCAAAGCAAGGAGAAAUAAAUAAACUGUUAAAAAAAGUGGAUGACUUAUUGAACAAAGCUGAUAUAUCUGUGAUACUAAGAAGUCUCUUAUAAUCAAGCUAUAGCAAACUUGAAGAAUAAUAAAACAUUUUACUAAAGUAUAAUGAAUACUAGGCAAGUUAAAAUCUUCAAUUUUUCCACAACAACCAAUGA